AUGGUCAACCCCAGCGAGACAGGAAUGGUCGACCCACGAAUCUUUGAAGAACUCCAGAACAAGAUUGAUGAGGAUGCUGAAGUACGAGAGCAAAUCCGAGCCAUCGUCCAGACCUUAGAACGACAGGGUCGAGGCGCGCAGUCAAUCCUCUCACGAGCCCAUUCAACCCCCGCAGCACAUCUCAAGCCAGUCCUCGACGCCGCUGAGGGUGCCAUCAAGGAAGAGGUUGCAAGUAUCAAAAGCCUCUCCGAUGUAGCCUCAAGCUCCCCAUAUUACAAAUACAACGGGCUUUGGACGAGGGAUGUUCAGAAUGUCAUAUUUUCUAUCCUUCUUUGCGGAUGGCUUGGAGGCAUGGCACAUAAUGGCAAGGCAGCCGAAGCUGGCAGACUUUUAACCAUCGAAGACGUCGGCGCGAUCCUCGACGGUACGUUGAUUCCCAUCUUCCAGCGCUUAAAACUCACAAUUUCAGUACCCGUAAAUUUGAAGGACCGAGAUGCUUUCCACAUCUCGAUCGAAGAGUACCUGCAAUCACUCAUCACGCUCAUCGAAGAGCUUGCAAGACUCGCAGUCAAUUCUGUUACUCUAGGCGAUUAUCAACGACCGUUGCAGAUCAGCCAAUUUGUCAAAGACCUUCAUGCUGGUUUCCAGAUCUUGAACCUGAAGAAUGAUUCGUUGAGGCGGAGGAGCGAUAGCAUCAAGUAUAAUGUAAAGAAGAUUGAGGAUAUUGUCUAUGAUCUUUCCUUGAGAAACCUGGUUUCGAAGUCCUGA
Molecule: messenger RNA, 768 nt
Organism: Lachnellula hyalina
Lineage: Eukaryota; Fungi; Ascomycota; Leotiomycetes; Helotiales; Lachnaceae
Gene: tsn1
Product: Translin-1
Exons: 3
Coding region: 1-768 (255 amino acids)
Biological process (GO): RNA metabolic process
Cellular component (GO): nucleus; cytoplasm
Molecular function (GO): sequence-specific DNA binding; RNA binding; single-stranded DNA binding
Source: RefSeq, a predicted model, not a curated record